Messenger RNA from Vitis riparia (riverbank grape), 2458 nucleotides. Its product is annotated as TBC1 domain family member 17. Gene Ontology annotation, biological process: activation of GTPase activity. Gene Ontology annotation, molecular function: GTPase activator activity. The record is from RefSeq and is a predicted model, not a curated record. The coding region runs from base 123 to 2213 and encodes 696 amino acids. The transcript is spliced from 16 exons. NCBI's taxonomy places the organism in Eukaryota, Viridiplantae, Streptophyta, Magnoliopsida, Vitales, Vitaceae.
UGCUGGGUCCCACCACGUCCCUCCUCCCUCCCUCCUUCCCUCCCUCCUUUUUUCUUCGUCUCGAAGGAAGCGAACUCAGUUAAAAUUCUCUCCCCAUUUGCUGCCUCCGCCAAUCACCGACGAUGCAAGAAGCGGAGCUUCACGAUUUGUCCGACGACGCCGAUUAUGCCGCCUCACAACUUCAAGGUUCAGCGAGUUUCUCUCGAAGCGGUAGUAGUAAAAGAAGCUUUACGAGUGAAUCGGAUGGCGCGGAAAUCGUGUACGCGAAGGAUAAUGUGACAAUUCAUCCGACACAGUAUGCAUCUGAGAGAAUUAGUGGGAGAUUGAGGUUAAUUAAGCAAGGAUCUUCCCUUUUUAUGACAUGGAUUCCAUACAAAGGACAACGCUCGAAUCCUAGGCUGUCUGAGAAAGAUAAAAGUCUAUAUACUAUAAGGGCAGUGCCUUUUACAGAUGUGAGGUCGAUUCGCAGGCACACUCCUACACUUGGGUGGCAAUACGUAAUUGUUGUUUUAUCAUCAGGACUUGCAUUUCCUCCUCUUUACUUCUAUAAUGGAGGAGUUAGGGAGUUUCUUGCAACAAUAAAGCAACAUGCUUUUCUUGUGAGGUCAGCUGAUGAUGCAAAUGUAUUUCUUGUGAAUGACUUUCAGGAUCCUCUCCAGAGAACUUUGUCUUCUCUGGAGCUGCCUAUGGCUGUUUCUGUUGCAAAUGGACCAUCUACUUCUGUUUCAGUCAGCGAGCCCCCUUCAAAUGAAAACCAAGAGAAGGCUGAUGGGGGUAACUUUGAUGGACGUGGCGCUACUUCUCAAUACAAUGGGAGGCAUAGGCCAAAGAUUCACGAUCCUGCUCGUGAUCUCUCAAUUCAAGUACUGGAAAAAUUCUCUCUUGUGACCAAAUUUGCUCGAGAUACAACUUCACAACUCUUUCGUGAAAAUCAUGGUGAUGGCUUUGGUUCUAAUGAUAGGAGACACCAUAACCAGUCUCUCCUUGAUUACCCUCACAAAGCAUCCAGUGAUGAACAAAAGAUUCCUGAUGAAAUUCCUGUGCCCUCAGAUCCUCUGGAGGACUCUCUGAUGCAGACCUCUAUCCUUGUUAAACAGAAAACUCGAUGUAGGAAACAAUAUCAUGAUGAAGAAGCUGUCACUAAUGUGGGAACUUUUGAGCUAAUCGAUUGUAAGGAGUUUGAUAAAUUAGCUCUAGUAUGGGGAAAACCACGACAGCCUCCUUUGGGAUCUGAAGAGUGGGCCGCUUUCUUAGAUUCUGAAGGGCGAAUCAUGGAUUCAAAAGCUUUAAGAAAGAGAAUAUUUUAUGGGGGAAUUGAGCACAGUUUGCGGAAAGAGGUCUGGACAUUCUUGUUGGGAUACCAUGCAUAUGAUUCAACAUCUGCAGAGAGGGAAUAUCUUGUGUCAAUUAAAAAGUCAGAGUACGAGACUGUAAAACAACAAUGGCAGAGUAUCUCUCCAGAACAGGCAAAAAGAUUUACAAAAUUUAGGGAGAGAAAAGGCCUCAUUGAGAAAGAUGUGGUAAGGACUGAUAGAUCGCUAUCUUUCUACGAUGGGGAUGACAAUCCAAAUGUGUAUCUUUUACGAGACAUAUUGCUGACAUACUCAUUUUACAACUUUGACCUUGGUUACUGUCAGGGUAUGAGCGAUCUUCUGUCCCCAAUAUUGUUUGUAAUGAAGGAUGAGGCAGUAUCAUUUUGGUGUUUUGUGGCUCUGAUGGAACGCCUUGGGCCAAACUUCAAUCGAGACCAAAAUGGCAUGCACACUCAACUUUUUGCAAUAUCAAAGCUGGUGGAGUUGUUAGAUAGCCCGCUCCAUAAUUAUUUUAAGCAGAAUGACUGCCUAAAUUAUUUCUUUUGUUUCCGCUGGGUUCUUAUACAGUUCAAAAGGGAAUUUGAAUAUGAGAAAACCAUGAAGUUGUGGGAGGUACUAUGGACACACUAUUUGUCUGAACACCUGCACUUGUAUGUAUGUGUUGCAAUCUUGAAGCGGUACCGGAACAAGAUAAUGGGAGAGCAGAUGGAUUUUGACACACUCCUGAAAUUCAUAAACGAGUUGAGUGGACAGAUUGACCUGGACGCAACCCUCAGGGAUGCAGAGGCUCUGUGCAUAUGUGCCGGUGAGAAUGGUGCAGCUAAUAUCCCACCAGGAACUCCACCUUCGUUGCCAAUUGACAGUGGUUUACUAUGCCCACAACAAGAUGAUGUUUUAUGAACAUGGUCCCUUCCCCUGGGAAAGGAUUUAUCAAUUCUCGACCAUCAAGUGUUAAGGCAACACUUUCCUGCAUUUUGUAAAUGGGAGGAUUUUAUCAGCUUUAUAUUUCAAAUGUGAAGGGCAGCGGUUGCUGCUUUACCUAAAUUCUCGUUUUUUUCUAUUUUCAUACAGAUGAAACUUCAAUGAAAUCCAUGUCUUUCCUUACAUCAAAUGGUCUUAUAUGGGAAACGGAAGACGAUUGAUUC